AUGGUCAGGUCCAAUCAGACCUCCCCUAUGAUGGGGUUCAUUCUCCAGGGACUCUCAGCCCACCCAAUGCUAGAGAAAAUCUUCUUUGUGCUUAUCUUGGUGGUGUACCUGAUGAUCCUGCUGGGCAACGGGGUCCUCAUCCUUGUGACCAUCCUGGACUCCCACCAGCACACACCCACGUACUUCUUCCUGAGGAACCUCUCCUUCCUGGACAUCUGCUACACAACAUCGUCAGUCCCACUCAUUCUUGAUAGCUUCCUCACUCCCAGGAAAACCAUCCCCUUCUCAGCCUGUGCCGUGCAGAUGCUUCUCUCCUUCGCCAUGGGAGCCACAGAGUGUGUACUCCUGAGCAGGAUGGCAUUUGAUCGUUAUGUGGCCAUUUGCAACCCCCUUAGGUACCCUGAGAUCAUGAGAAAGACUGCCUACGUGCCCAUGGCUGCCAGCUCCUUGGCAGCUGGAAGCACCACCACUAUGGUGCAGACAUCCCUAGCAAUGCAACUGCCUUUCUGCGGGGACAAUGUCAUCAACUACUUUCCCUGUGAGAUCCUGGCUGUCCUGAAGUUGGCCUGUGCUGACAUCUCCAUUAAUGUGAUCAGUAUGGGAGUGGCCAACGUGAUCUUUCUGGGAAUCCCAGUGCUGUUCAUUUUUUUCUCCUAUGUGUUCAUCAUUGCUACCAUCUUAAGGAUCCCUUCAGCAGAGGGGAGGAAAAAGGCCUUCUCAACCUGCUCUGCCCACCUUACAGUUGUGGUUGUCUUCUAUGGGACCAUCCUCUUUAUGUAUGCAAAGCCCAAGUCUAGGGAUCCACUGGGGGCAGACAAACAGGACCUUUCAGACAAGCUCAUCUCCCUCUUCUAUGGGGUGGUGACACCCAUGCUCAACCCCAUCAUCUACAGCCUGAGAAACAAAGAUGUGAAGGCUGCUGUGAAGAAUCUGGUAUUUCAGAAACGCUUCAUCCAGUGAUGGUGGGAGGGGUCCUGGUAGUCCUGUGCUCCCUGCUUUCUCCCACUGAGGAUCUCCGAGGAUAAGAUCACCAGAUGUGGGCCAACUUCAUCAAACGUUACAUAAAUCUCAUUAUACAGAAGGACUCUGUGUGAAC
Molecule: messenger RNA, 1096 nt
Organism: Trichechus manatus latirostris (Florida manatee)
Lineage: Eukaryota; Metazoa; Chordata; Mammalia; Sirenia; Trichechidae
Product: olfactory receptor 13C7-like
Exons: 1
Coding region: 1-960 (319 amino acids)
Biological process (GO): G protein-coupled receptor signaling pathway; detection of chemical stimulus involved in sensory perception of smell
Cellular component (GO): plasma membrane
Molecular function (GO): olfactory receptor activity; G protein-coupled receptor activity
Source: RefSeq, a predicted model, not a curated record